Messenger RNA from Salvelinus fontinalis (brook trout), 5827 nucleotides. Its product is annotated as tumor protein p53-inducible protein 11-like. The transcript is spliced from 6 exons. The record is from RefSeq and is a predicted model, not a curated record. Lineage: Eukaryota; Metazoa; Chordata; Actinopteri; Salmoniformes; Salmonidae. Bases 247 to 819 code for a protein of 190 amino acids.
ACCAACGACCCACGUUGCCCCUUUAAUCGUGUUGGCUCAAACAUUAGCCAAGCGGCUAACUCUAACAUGACAGUUAAUGUGUUCGCUAGACUAAAUACACCCACUAUCGGCUAACUAAUCUGUCACUAGUCUAGCUACACCCCCAAGAGUGGGCAUCAACCAGAGAAGACUUACAGAGACUGUGUGUGUCUUUGACUGUGUGCCUUUCCGCGGAGUGUGACGAGACGCUCAGUCGGUUAGUGUACCAUGGCUUCUAAGCCCCGUCCUCCUUUGAUGAAGAAACACAGUCAGUCAGACCUGGUGAGCCGGCUGAAGACCAGGAAGAUACUUGGGGUUGGAGGAGAGGACGACGAUGGAGAGGUGCAUAGGUCAAAGCUCAGUCAGAUGUUGGGGAAUGACAUCAAGUAUCAGGUGCGAGAGCCUGUUGGACUGAGGGUCUGGAUCCUCAUCUCUGCAGUAGCCUUCACAGUCAUGGCCUUGAUGGCCCUGGUGUUGCCCAAGCAGCUGUAUGACAUAGUGUUUGAAGAGGAGAUCAACAACACCAGUGUCUCCAUCAGACUCUAUGGGGGAGCACUGCUCAGUCUGUCCCUCAUCAUGUGGAAUGGUGUCUAUACACAAGAGAAGAUCAUCAUCCAGUGGACUCUGCUCAGUGAAGCAUGCUACUUUGCCAUCCAGUUUUUAGUGACGUCAGUCACUCUAGUGGAGAUAGGCUCGUUGCCCAACGCUGCAAUCCUCCUCCUCCUCAGCCAAGUAAUCUUCCUCCUGAUCACUCUGCUCUACUACUACCACCUGGGCAGAGGACGACCCAAGAAGAUAUGAUGGCGAGGGGACAGUUGCUUCCAGAUGUGGGCUCAGAGGGAGGUGGGGUGUAUUGAGGGAGGCAGGUAGCCUAGUGGUUAGAGCGUUGGGCCAGUAAAGGUUGCUAGAUCGAAUCCCCGAGCUGACAAGGUAAAAAUCUGUCCUUCUGCUCCUGAACAAGGCAGUUAACCCACUGUUCCUAGGCCAUCAUUAUAAAUACGAAAUUGUUCUUAACUGACUUACCUAGUUAAAAUAAAGGUUAAAUUAAAAAAUAUAUAUUAGUUGAAAGUGUAGAAAUGUAAUGUGCAGUGGUGCAAAAAGGACUACAUUUACAUACUUGAGUAAAAGUAAAGACACAAUAGAAAAUGACUCAAAUGAAAGUCACACAGUAAAAUACUACUUGAGUAAGUCUAAAAGUAUCUGGCUUUAAAUGUACUUAAGUACAGUGGUGGAACAAGUACUCAAUUGAGUAAAAGUACAUUCUAUAUGUCAAAUGACUUAUAAUAAGCAAAUCAGAUGGCACAAUGUUCUUUUUUAAUUUAUUUCACGAACGGACGGGCAGACUCCAACACUCAGGUCGUGUCUACACUUGACACUUACAUGCGACUUCUGCUAUCAGAAUAAUAAGAUCGCAUUGAAAAGACUGGUCUGAUUGUGUUCAUUCUGUCUGAAUGCUUUGCGUGCGGGUUUCUCCUCAGUCUGGACACAAUCAGGCUACUGAAUUGCGCAUACAGUGGGUGACGUGAUCAGCAUUCCUCGCGCAAGUCUCCAGAAAACGUGUGUAUUGGGACCGAGGCACCUUUUCAUUAUAACGUUGGAGGAAAUGCGUUCCUAGCGGGUGAGGAUAGUGUUUGCUGGCCUCAUAAAUGCUAGCCAGAAAGCUAAUAUUCAGAAAAACUGUUUUUGCUUGGCUAGAGUUAUGCUAACCCGUUUGCAAUCCCUUUAGAGUAGCUUGCUGGCUAGUUACAGAGGUUAGCUACAAUAGUUGGGUAUUGCCAUCAGUUGUGGCGUUAUUGUCCUAUUUGGCCUAUUCCACCGUUUGUAGAAUGCAUAUUGGCAUUUGAAUAUAGCGCGGGAAAAGGGAAUUCGGAGACACUGUGGACAGGGUAGACACAUUUACAUCUACAUUCGGGAAGUAUUCAGACCCCUUGACUUUUUUUCACAUUGUUACGUUACAGCCUUAUUCUAAAAUGGAUUAAAAAAUAAUAAUCCUAACCAAUCUACAUACAAAACCCCAAACAGGUUUUAGAAAUGUUUGCAUAUGCAUCAAAAAAAAGUUUCGUAUUACAUUUAGAUAAGUAUCCAGACCCUUUACUCUGUACUUUGUUUAAGCACCUUUGGCAGCAAUUAUAGCCUUGAGUCUUCUUGGGUACGACGCUACAAGCUUGGCAAACCUGUAUUUGGGCAGUGUCUCCCAUUCUUCUCUGCAGAUCCUCUCAAGCUCUGUCAGUUUGGAUGGGGAGCGUCGCUGAACAGCUAUUUUCAGGUCUCUCCAGAGAUGUUUGAUCAGGUUCAAGUCUGGGCUCUGGCUGGGCCACUCAAGGACAUUCAGAGACUUGUCCAGAAGCCACUCCUGCGUUGUCUUGGCUAUGUGCUUAGGGUUGUUGUCCUGUUAGGUGAACCUUCGACCCCAGUCUGAGGUCCUGAGCGCUCUGGAGCAGGUUUUCAUCAAAGAUCUCUAUACUUUGCUCCGUUCAUCUUUCUCUUGAUCCUGACUAGUCUCCCAGUCCCUGCCACUGAAAAACAUCCCCACGGCAUGGUGCUGCCACCAUCCUUCACCGCAGGGAUGGCUCAAGGUUUCCUCCAGAUGUGACGCUUGGUAUUCAGGCCAAGGAGUUCACUCUUGGUUUCAUCACACUGGAGAAUCUUGUUUUUCAUGGUCUGAGAGUCCUUUAGGUGCAUUUUGGCAAACUCCAAGCAGGAUGUCAUGUGCCUUUUACUGGGUAGUGGCUUCCAUCUAGCCACUACCAUAAACACCUGAUUGGUGGAGUGCUGCAGAGAUGGUUGUCCUUCUGGAAGGUUCUCCCAUCUCCACAGAGGAACUCUAGAGUGACCAUCGGGUUCUUGGUCACCUCCCUGACCAAGGCCCUUCUCCCCCGAUUGCUCAGUUUGGCUGGGCGGCCAGCUCUAGUGAGAGUCUUGGUGGUUCCAAACUUAUUCCAUUUAAGAAUGAUGGAGGCCACUGUGUUCUUGGAACUUUAACGCUGCAUAACUUUUUUAGUACCCUUCCCCAGAUCUGUGCCUCGACACAAUCCUGUCUCGGAGCUCUACAGAAAAUUCCUUCUACCUAAUGGCUUGGUUUUUGCUCUGACAUGCACUGUCAACUGUGUGACCUCAUAUAGAUGGGUGUUUGCCUUUCCAAAUCAUGUCCAAUCAAUAUAAUUUACCACAGGUGGACUCCAAGUUGUAGAAACAUCUUAAGGAUGAUCAGUGGAAACAGGAUGUACCUGAGCUCAAUUUAGAGUCUCAUAGCAAAGUGUCUGAAUAGUUAUUUAAAUAAGAAUUUUGUAAAAACUUGUUUUUGCUUUGUCAUUAUGGGUUAUUGUGUGUAGAUUGAUGAGGGGGAAAAAAUGUAAUCCCUUUUAUAAUAAGGCUGUAACGUAACAAAAUGUGAAAAAAGGGAGGGGUCUGAAUACUUUCCGAAUGCUCUGUAAGUGUAGACACAAGACGCGUUUGGAAUUCCAUGAUCAGAAUCAUAAAGCUGCAUGAAGUUGUCAAGUCUAGACACGGCCUCAGACAUCAUUUACAAACACAGUGUUUAGUGAGUCCGUCAGCAGAUCAGAGGCAGUAUGGAUGACAACGUGUUAUAUUGAUAGGUGUGUGAAUUGGAACACAUUGCUGUCCUGCCUGAGCUUUUGAAAUUUGGGUCAAAUGUAAAAAUACAAAAAAUCAGGAAUGUAGUGGAGUAAAAGUUGUAAAAACAUAAAUAGAUACCCUCAAAAAUGACUUAAGUAGUACUUUAAAGUAUUUUUACUUCAGUACUUUACACCACUGGUAAUGCGUAGGGCUGACAUGCUUUACGUAAGUCAUGACAGACACUAAUGCCUGGUCUACACAAUAUAGUUCUAUCUAAACGUUCUGUGACGUUAUGUUCUCCUGAACAGGGAUGUGGGAGGGGCUUGGUGCGUGUAUGGGUUAUUAAAUGCAUCCAGCCCCUUGCAAUACUAGACCCCAGAUUUGAUUAUUACCACAGCAGUCAACACAUGGUGGUCUGGUGGUGUCAUAAUCUGUUCUGUAUAUGGAAAUGAGAAUGGGUCUGAUUGUGAAAAUGUACAAAGAGAUUAAGUCAUGCUCCUCCAAAUACUGUACACUACUUGUGUGUGGAACAAGAUUAUGAGUAAGAAAGGUUGUCGUUGUAGAAAAUGGGGCAAGACAUUUGCAGUAAGGUUGUUCUGGUACUGUACCUCCCAGCCUCCCAGUCAUGUGACUUAGUGGGUGUGUAACAAAUAAUACCCCAUUUCCUAUAUAGUGUACUACUUUUGACAAGAGCGCUAUAGGCCCUCAUCAAAAGUAGUGCACUAUAGGAAAUAGGGUGCCAUUGGGAAUAGGCCCGAGAUGUACAGAGUAAAUUGAAACACUAGGCUGUGUUUUUAUGUCCAGUAAUUUUGCUUUGUUUUUAAAUUGCAGUAUUGAGUGUGCUCUGAUCUGUGGGUAGAGUUACAUUUUGAACAUGCUGUGACUUCAAGGACCAAGAGUUUUUUUACUUGUAUUUACAUUUGUUUUUCUCAAUUUUUAUGGUGUUGGUGACGUUUUUACUUCUCCUGUGCAUGAAGUGAAUUCUGUAUACAUUUUCUCUCUCUCUCUCUUGUAUCGCUUUCUAUCAGUCCUCCAAAUUAAACAUAGAAUGACACGACACUCUGUUUUAAGGGUGUGGAGUGUAAUAGCAUCAUAGCCAUAGAAAUACAGGCACUAGAAUGGACAUUCCCUUUCAAGUCAGUUAUUCUAUUUCAAUGAUCAGUCCUGCUGCCUUGUAUCUAAGCUUAGAGUUGAUAUGAAAUGCUGACUCCCAAAUGGUGAGACAAAUUCCAGCUGACAAAGUGUGGAUCAGUGUUUGUAUUAUUGUCUGUUCUCAAUGCUUCCUGGACCAGAACAUUGAGGGAGGUCAGAGGUCAGCUUUUCAUUCUGCCCAAUGGGCAUAGAGGUCACAUAUGAUAGAGAGAACUCGUCUGCUAACAUGUUAUUGAGAGUGAGCUUACAAUAUGGAGCACCUAGGGAAUCAAAACACUUUUUUUCUGAGAUAAAAACCUUUUUAAUUCAAUUAUCUGUCAAGAUUUUUGACCAAAACGAAUCCACUAAUGACAAGAUGUUUAUAGGCUCACUGUACACAGAAAUGCAUAGUGACGCUUCAUUGCAGCUUGGACAGUGUACAUUCACACAGCCAUUGGUUACUGAUGAUCAUAUCUCCUGUUGGUAACAAUACAACUUUUAUUGGUCCAACUGUUACCUAACCAAACCAUGCACAUGUGUAUGGUCUGUCCAUACCAGCAUGGUGAAAGGCAGAGUAAUAACAAUCGCUUGAUCGGUACACUUAUUUUUUUUACUGUGCGCUUAAUGUGACCAGCAGAGUAUGUCUGUGUUAUGUCAGGGACUUCUGUAUUAGUAAUGUAGCACACUCUAAUAGAUAGCUAACAUAUCUGUCUUUAGUCUUGCCUUAAAAAGAACUCACAACCAACACACAAUUCACUUGAUACUUGUAAAUGAAGUAGCCAUAUACUGUACUGCUGCCAUGUGGUUUAGUUCAUUUGAACAGAACAGGGAACGUAUACAUUUUAUAGAUCAUUAGUUGAAUGUUUUCCAAAGGUGGAUUAAAGGCCCACUCUCUGAUUUGAGGAGUGAUCCUGGAAUGGUUUUUAACUAUGCAGUGACUGGAGUCUAAGCCCUAUUUAAUUGUUUUUCAUUUAAGUGGUAUGUGUCUUGUUUUGAUAAUGCGUUAGUUGACAAUUGCAUGCAAUAUAGUCCCUUGUGUACAGGAAUGUAGCAUGUGUCUUUUGUAGCACACUAUACUGUAAUAAAGGCUAGAAAGUAAGUA